AUGGCAAACAAGUUUGGAUUAGGGUCUUUACCUCUAGAAAACAGAAUAACUGACGUGAAAAGAUACCUCAGACGAAAUAUUAAAAAUCUUGUGGACGAACCCAAACUACAACAAGAGUUAACGAGUUUGAAACGUCUUAUUCAAGUGGAUAAAACAAGUCAGUUGCAAAAUUCAAUAUCUAAAUUAGACGAUAAGAUUACGAAGUCGUAUUAUUUCAAUCUUCCAUUCGAAAGUGACACUGUCUUCGAUAGAAAAGAUCAAAGUUAUAAAUCAAACAAAUAUGGAUUCAAAGUAGAAAUAAAAGUAGCUUCUCGCGUAGAUGGAGAACCUAAAAACGUAUUCGAUAUCGGCGAAACGGAAGCGUUUACUUUUCGAGGUAGAUGUCUGAUUGAAAUAGAUUUUCCCAUGAAGGUUAAAGUCAAUAAAAUAGUCUUCAAACAAACCGGUAAUGCUGUCAAACAUCUUUCAUUUUUCAAUGAUGGUAAUUUGGAAGAGACUAUACGUUUGAUUGAUAAAAGGGAUGAUUUAUAUGAAAUUGAAACGAAAAAUGGUAAAUAUGUAGACACCUUUAAAAUGGAAGUAGAAAAUGAUAAGGAUAUCAUUGGAAUGAAAGAUUUAGAUAUGAUAUUGGAGACGGAAAAUCCACCAUCAACCAACAUGAUCAAAAUUCCACCAUCACUUAUAAUACCCGCACAUAUACCCGGACCAAUAGAAUCGAGCAGUCACGAGUUUUUACGAACAAUAGACUUUGAAUACGUAAAACUGUAUUUUGUUUACGCUGGAAAAUACACCUCGAUCGAUGUUCAUAAAAGUCAACAAGAAAGAGAGUUUAUAGUACAUUUAUCGUUUGCCGAAGACUCCAUCCUUGAAGGUGGUGGUUAUAUUUCUAGAGCCAAGAUAAACAUCGAAAAAUAA
This is a messenger RNA of Lottia gigantea (owl limpet), 915 nucleotides long. RefSeq lists its product as hypothetical. Bases 1 to 915 code for a protein of 304 amino acids. The transcript is spliced from 2 exons. The record is from RefSeq and is a predicted model, not a curated record. NCBI's taxonomy places the organism in Eukaryota, Metazoa, Mollusca, Gastropoda, Lottiidae.